CCACUCAGGUUGAUUAUUGUAAACAAUCAAUAAAAUGUGGCACCCUAACAACAUUUGUGAGUUAACUCGGCCCAUUUUCCUAAUUUGGAAAUACACAGGAUUGCCAAAUUUUUCACUGAAAUACCCGUCCAUUUGUGACAAGAGUAAAACAUGGAUUGGUGGUUUAUCAGUACUUGUGCUUGCCUCCGGGUCUGGUUAUUUCAUGGCAGAGAGAAUAUCAGUUGAUUACACGAACUUUUUGGUGGCCUUGCAGGCCGGAAUGUUGGGAGUCCAGAACGUACUAACAGUUAGCACAUUGUUCAAAAAACGCAAACAAAUUGGAAAAAUAAUACUAGACGUUGCCAAAAUCGAAAAAACGAUUUCUAACUUGACCAGAACUCAAACAAGUUACCAAAAUGAGGCGCAAAUUUUGAUCAAAUUUAUGGUUUUGAGGUAUAGUUGUGCCCUUGUGGCCAUGAUUUUUGACAUAAUCAGUGAACCGAUUUACAAAAUGAACGUUGCCUAUUAUCACGUCUGUUGGAAUUAUCAAUUUCCAAUCGAUUUGAUAUUUUUGAUAAUUUUUCUGGUCAUUAGACGUUCCUAUAUGUUGUUGCAAAACUAUGUUAAGGUUACUGAUCCAUUGCAAGUGCAGGCAAAUUUUCCUGAAAUGAAAAAAAUCGCACGAAAGUUAGAUAAAGUUAUAAUAAGUGUGAGAGAAGCGUUUCAAGGAGUUAUUCUAGUUAAAAUCGUAGUGGAAUGUUUGUCUUGCACGAUAGGGCUGUAUUAUACAAUUUUGACGGUUGUACAGAAGGAGUUUGCACUCACAACUACAGCAAUUUUUUAUUUAAUAGUUCAAGCGAUCGCUAAUUUUUCAGCGAUUGUGUUUUUUCAAGCUGCAGUAAGACAAAAAGAAUUAUUUAUUGAUGAAGUUGAUAAGUUGCUCUCUCUUCUACCGCAACGAAUUCUGAGAUAUAAACAGAGGGUUUUGUAUGGCAUUAACUGUGACAUAAAUAGGUUGACAUUCAAUGUUUGUGGAUGUUUUCAGCUAGAAUAUCCUACAAUUUAUUCGAUGUCUCUCGUCGUCAGAAACAACAAUUUAAGUAGCAGAGAGUGGCUUGGGGUCACUGACGAAACCACGGUCCUCUCCUUGCCUCUGGAGACGAGUGAAAGUAGUCCCUGGGGCGGAAGUUUUGUUCCUCCACCUCCUCGACCGUUAUUCCUCGAUGAAGGUGUCACUCCAGAUGGGCUGACAACGUGUGAUUUGUGUUCGUGGGCUUGGCAAAAGGAGAAUUCCUACAUUUCUGAUCCUAAACUUGAAGCUUCAAACGAGCUCGGAUGGGUCCUAACUCUAGUUAUAGUUUCCUUAGUCUCGGCAGUCCUGGGUGCAAUAAUAAUGAUCGUGGUACUCCACUGCAAGCGGUUGAAGAACCCCAACAGUAACGUAACCCCCCAAGUGCCUCCACCCCGCGUCUCCGACGCCAAAUCCCCCAACCUGGAGCCCCCGAACUUCGCCCCCAACACCAACAUGACCGGCGUGUGGUCCUGGCUGUCGCGACGUUCCACAGGGGCGCCCUCCCAGCUGGAGAACCCCGCGCUCUCCUUCGUCGAAAACCACUACACGCACAUGGAGGACCCCUACAACAGCGUGGACGACGCUCUCUAUGCCGAACUGGAAAUUGAAAGUACGGGGAAUACCGGAAGCACAGCGUACAAUAAUUCUGCGUACGCUGAUCCUGAUGCGCCCUCGUCUAGCGCCCCAAGCAGCGCCUACUACUCGGAUUUGUCCGUGAAUACGCCAGUUCCUGAGCGAGCUUACGAAGUGGUGGGUUUGGCAACGAUGCCGGUGUGGGAUGCGUGUUCGAAUGACGGGAGGAAGGCGCCAAGGCUUGCGGUUAUCAGUGAAGCGGUGACUGUUCCUUCGGAUUAUGUGUGAUAAGAAGUGCAAAUGACGUGCUAUGUGCUAUGAUAAUUUGUUAAAUUAAACAUUUUAAACUUAUAUAUUUUAAAUAAAAACGCAAAGAUUUGAA
Molecule: messenger RNA, 2006 nt
Organism: Tribolium castaneum (red flour beetle)
Lineage: Eukaryota; Metazoa; Arthropoda; Insecta; Coleoptera; Tenebrionidae
Exons: 6
Coding region: 35-1912 (625 amino acids)
Source: RefSeq, a predicted model, not a curated record